AUGGCGAAGAAAAGAAGAAACAACGGCUGUGCCAAAAAUGGUCCCAGGCAUGUGCAGCCUAUUCGCUGCAUGAACUGCGCCCGAUGUGUGUCCAAGGACAAGGCUAAGAAGUUCGUCAUCCGAAACACAGUAGAGGCCGCAGUCAUUAGCGGCAUCUCCAAAGCAAGUGUCUUCGAUGCCUAUGUACUCCCCAAGCGGCAUGUGAAGCUACAUUACUGUGUGAGUUGCGCCAUUCAUAGCAAGGUAGUCAGGAACCGAUCUCGCAAGGACCCACCCCGAUUCAGACCUGUGGUUGCUGCCCCUCACCCUCCACCAAAGCCCAGGUAAGGAGCCGAGUCUUUAAGGACUGAAGGACUAUCUGUCC
Messenger RNA from Tupaia belangeri chinensis (Chinese tree shrew), 364 nucleotides. RefSeq names its product 40S ribosomal protein S26. Gene Ontology annotation, cellular component: ribosome; cytosolic small ribosomal subunit. Gene Ontology annotation, molecular function: mRNA binding; structural constituent of ribosome. The transcript has a single exon. The record is from RefSeq and is a predicted model, not a curated record. Bases 1 to 327 code for a protein of 108 amino acids. NCBI's taxonomy places the organism in Eukaryota, Metazoa, Chordata, Mammalia, Scandentia, Tupaiidae. Gene Ontology annotation, biological process: translation.